AUGCGUCGAGGUCGUAGCUCAACGCAUGCUGGUUCACAUACCCCUGCAUCGGGGGCUGCAUCGGGGGCAGCAGGUCAUAUCCACCGCUCGCCGACCCCUACAAUUGUCACUAACACUUCCGCAGAUUCUGCCAACAGCUCUGAGAGUUCGACUCGACGUCAGACCCGAUCCAGCUCGGCCAGAAAACCACCAACGGGUGACAGCAUCCAUGUGGCGCAUGCUGCUCGAGAUUCCGACCCGGUUCAGAGAAAACCUAAUGGCAGGCCUUUUCGGGCAUCUCUGCCUGCUGCAUCUCGGCCUGCUGCCUCUUCUGUUCCUGCCUCUCUGCCGAUCGAUGCACCGCCUCUCAGCAUGAAGCGAACCCGCAGCAGGCAGAGUAAAGCGUCAAUCGCCGAUGGAGAAUCCAUUUCGUCUGUCCCAACGCCUGCAGAUGCCUCGACCGACGGCGAGUACUCUACCCCCGCAACGAGUAAGCUCCCGACGCCUGUUGCUGCCGAUGGACCGUCUUGCCAGUUUCCGCAGCGUUCUUCGACGCUCGAAGUCAGGAUUCCUUCCAAGACUCACCACUCUGCUGCCGACAGCGAGAGGGCGCUGCGAAAAAGCGUGUACUCGUUGAAUGCAAACCCAAACAAGAUGGCCUCAGAGAUUAUGGACCCGGACGACGACGACAUUUCCGAUUCAUCCCCCGACGCUAAAGUUGCUCGUCGACUGCAGCGCAGAGAAUAUUCCAGUCUGGUGAAUGCUGCCGCUUCGAAAUCGACGGCUUCUCGCAGGAAUAGUCGAACCAUAGCGCCUUCUCCUGCGCUGCCCGCGUUACCCUCCAGAGUAGUUCCGAAGCGUGGCCGGGCUUCGAUCGGCUCCUCCGUUCUUGAAGCGCCCCCCACUAAGAAGUGCAGGGUCAUACCAGACUCCGACGCCGUUACGGAUCUUGAUAUUGAUAUAGAUGCCGAGAUUGCUGCUGUUGCUGCUCUGGACUCCGACGAGCUUCCUUUUCUUUCAGACGAUGAGAUUUCGUUUGUUGAUGAAUCGAGCGGCCUGAGCAACGAUUCAGCCUCCGACAGUGACAGCAUGCCGCUGGCACGAACGAGAAGGCCGCCGGCGCCUGCGACGAAAGCAACACGCUUAUCUCGUCGACGUGCUCCGCCAGCAAAGGCUAGGAAUGAAAGUUUGCCCGGCUUUCCCGCGGUGCCUAUCGGAAGGGGUUUGAAUGAUGGUCAAGAUGCCGCGCAUGAUACCGAGGAUGAAUCGGAGUUUGAAUUAAGUCCAGCGCCGACACCAUCUGCUGGCCUCGGCUCCGUUGCCCCUAGCGAUGCUGAAGACGAUGACGAGUGGCAGAUUCGGCGCAUCGCAGCCCAGCGUCGCGGGUUUCGUUCCGGUAAUGAUCGACGCCUUAAGAAGGAACGUUCUCGAUUGGAAACCCAUCACCCUGAGCUUUCCACAAUGUGGAAAGAGUUGGAGGCCAUGCCUGUCCUCAAUGCGGGCAUUGCCAAGCAGCCUCAAAAUAUUUCCCGUCAACUAAAGCCAUUUCAACUCGAGGGCCUCGCCUGGAUGAAAGAAAUGGAGACGAUGGAAUGGAAGGGCGGUCUGCUCGGUGAUGAGAUGGGGCUCGGCAAAACCAUCCAGGCCGUCUCACUCAUCAUGUCCGACUACCCGGCCAAGCAGCCAUCAUUGGUCCUCGUCCCGCCCGUUGCGCUCAUGCAAUGGCAAUCGGAGAUCAAGUCGUACACCGACGGCACCCUCAACACCUUCGUUUUCCACGGUACAAACCAAAAGGCAAAGGGCAUCACCGUCAAGGAACUCAAAAAAUACGACGUUAUUAUGAUGUCGUACAACAGUCUCGAAUCCAUGUACCGAAAGCAGGAGCGCGGCUUCAAGCGAAAAAAUGGCAUACAUAAAGAAAAGAGCGUCAUACACUCGAUACGCUUCCACCGCAUCAUUCUGGACGAAGCUCAUUGCAUCAAAACACGAACGACGAUGACGGCAAAGGCCUGUUUUGCCCUCCAGACGGAGUACCGAUGGUGUUUGACUGGAACACCACUUCAGAAUCGAAUCGGCGAGUUCUUUUCCCUCAUCAGGUUCCUCAACGUCAAGCCGUUCGCCUCGUACCUUUGCAAACAGUGCCCAUGCUCGGCGCUCGAGUGGGUGAUGGACGAUGAUCACCGCUGCAAGAGCUGCCGCCAUCCCGGCAUGCAGCACGUCUCCGUCUUCAAUCAGGAGCUGCUGAACCCGAUUCAAAAGUAUGGCAACGCGGGCCCCGGCAGAGAAGCUCUCCGGAAACUCCGGCUCAUGACGGCUCGAAUCAUGCUGCGGCGACUCAAAAAGGACCACACCAACUCGAUGGAGCUCCCGGUCAAGGAGGUGUACGUGGACAGGCAAUUCUUUGGCGAGGAGGAGAAUGACUUUGCCAAUAGCAUCAUGACGAGCGGACAGCGGAAGUUUGACACCUACGUCGCCCAGGGUGUCCUCUUGAACAAUUACGCCAACAUUUUUGGCCUCAUCAUGCAGAUGCGCCAGGUUGCCGACCAUCCCGACUUGAUCUUGAAGAAGAACGCCGAGAGUGGCCAGAACGUCCUCGUCUGCUGCAUAUGCGACGAGCCGGCCGAGGACACGGUUCGCAGCCGCUGCAAGCACGACUUUUGUCGAGCCUGCGUCGCUAGUUACAUCCGGUCGACGGACGUGCCCGACUGCCCCCGAUGCCACAUUCCGCUGUCGAUCGAUCUCGAGCAACCGGAGAUUGAGCAGGACGAGACGCUUGUGAAGAAGAACUCCAUCAUCAACCGCAUUAAGAUGGAGAACUGGACAUCAUCGUCCAAGAUCGAACUUCUCGUCCACGAACUCCACAGGCUUCGCUCCGACAACGCAUCCCACAAGUCCAUCAUAUUUUCCCAGUUCACGACAAUGCUUCAGCUCAUCGAAUGGCGUUUGCGUCGAGCCGGCAUAACGACGGUCAUGCUGGACGGUAGCAUGACGCCCGCGCAGCGCCAGGCUUCGAUCGAGCAUUUCAUGAACAACGUCGACGUGGAGUGCUUCCUCGUCUCGCUCAAGGCGGGCGGCGUUGCUCUCAACCUCACCGAGGCCUCCCGAGUUUUCAUCGUAGAUCCAUGGUGGAACCCUGCCGCCGAGUGGCAGUCGGCUGACCGUUGUCAUCGCAUCGGCCAGACACGACCUUGCACCAUCACCCGCCUCUGCAUCGAGGACUCUGUCGAAAGCCGAAUGGUGCUCAUUCAGGAGAAAAAGACGAGCAUGAUUCACUCGACGGUCAAUGCCGACGAUAAGGCUAUGGAGUCUCUCACUCCGCAAGACAUGCAGUUCCUCUUCCGUGGCAGCUAA
Molecule: messenger RNA, 3330 nt
Organism: Drechmeria coniospora
Lineage: Eukaryota; Fungi; Ascomycota; Sordariomycetes; Hypocreales; Ophiocordycipitaceae
Product: DNA repair protein RAD16
Exons: 2
Coding region: 1-3330 (1109 amino acids)
Molecular function (GO): metal ion binding; ATP-dependent chromatin remodeler activity; ATP binding
Source: RefSeq, a predicted model, not a curated record